This is a messenger RNA of Mus caroli (Ryukyu mouse), 2672 nucleotides long. The record is from RefSeq and is a predicted model, not a curated record. NCBI's taxonomy places the organism in Eukaryota, Metazoa, Chordata, Mammalia, Rodentia, Muridae.
GGAGAUCUUUGUGAGUUCAAGGCCAGCCUGGUGUACACAGCAGUUCUAGAAAAGCCAAGGUUAUUUAUGCAGAGAAACUUGCCUUGAACAAAGAAUAUGUAGUAUGUGCAUACUUCUCCAGAAUAUAUUUUUUUCUCCUACAGUGUUACUAAAAGACUUUUUGACUUUGAAAAAAAAAUUAUUCCUUCAUGAAAAACUAAGGGCUACCUUUUCUGAGUUUGAAGAAUGAAAAACAAACUAGUCUGAAAUAUUCUAAAUAUUUUAGAGAGACAGGUUAAUGAUUUGGCAAUUAGUAAAGAAAUGGCAGAGAUGUAAGGGAUGUGAACGCUCCGUGAUUCUUGUCUGUUUUUUAAAAGUUGAUCCAAAUUGGUGGAGAAAAGUUGUUUUCAAGUUUCUAUUGAGUCAGUCUCCUGGUGAGGGCUUAGAGUUUAAAAAAGCAAAACCUAACUAACAACAGCGUCAACAGAAACAAAUCUUCCCUCUGGAUUCUCAUGUUCAUGCUGGGCUGCAGGAGCCAUAAGGGUUCUUUUGAUGCACAUUUCUUUCUAUGAUGAGCAGGUGUUUGCGAGUAAACCCGAAAGGGCUAGAUGAAGAAAGCAAAGAUUACCUGUCGCUUUACCUGUUGUUGGUCAGCUGUCCAAAGAGUGAAGUUCGGGCAAAGUUCAAGUUCUCCAUCCUGAAUGCCAAGGGAGAAGAAACCAAAGCUAUGGAGAGUCAGCGAGCUUAUAGGUUUGUGCAAGGCAAAGACUGGGGAUUCAAAAAAUUCAUCCGCAGAGAUUUUCUCUUAGACGAGGCCAAUGGGCUUCUCCCUGAUGACAAGCUCACCCUCUUCUGUGAGGUGAGUGUAGUACAAGACUCUGUCAAUAUUUCUGGGCAGAAUACUAUGAACAUGGUAAAGGUUCCUGAAUGCCGGUUGGCAGAUGAGUUAGGAGGGCUGUGGGAGAACUCUCGAUUCACCGACUGCUGCUUGUGUGUGGCUGGUCAAGAAUUCCAGGCUCACAAGGCUAUCUUAGCAGCUCGGUCUCCAGUCUUCAGUGCCAUGUUUGAACAUGAAAUGGAGGAGAGCAAAAAGAAUCGGGUUGAGAUUAACGACGUGGAGCCUGAGGUGUUUAAGGAGAUGAUGUGCUUCAUCUACACAGGGAAGGCACCGAACCUCGACAAAAUGGCUGAUGACUUGCUGGCAGCUGCUGAUAAGUACGCCCUGGAGCGUCUGAAGGUCAUGUGUGAGGACGCCCUCUGCAGUAACCUCUCUGUGGAGAACGCUGCAGAGAUUCUCAUCCUGGCUGACCUCCACAGUGCAGAUCAGCUGAAGACACAGGCAGUGGAUUUCAUCAACUAUCAUGCUUCGGAUGUCUUGGAGACCUCUGGGUGGAAGUCAAUGGUGGUGUCACACCCCCACUUAGUGGCAGAAGCAUACCGUUCUCUGGCUUCAGCACAGUGCCCUUUCCUGGGGCCCCCACGCAAACGCCUGAAGCAAUCCUAAGAUGCUGCCAGUCGGGAGACUCCAUUUAUUUUCCAGAAGCAGCAGCCACCGUUGCUGCCACUGACUACCAGGUAGACAGCGCAAUCUGUGGAGCUUUUACUCUGUGUCAGGGGAAAGACUGCACCAUGACCCAGACUUUAAAACAGCACUAAAUAACUUAGGGGGACUGGGGGAGGGAAGGGCCCAAGGACUCGGGCCACUCAACCUAAUGAAACCCUGUUGGCUCUGUCACCGUGUGCCCUUUGGCCUGACCAAGUUUGACACUGGGAUUCAGUUUAGGCACUGGCCCCAAGCACAUCCCAGCAGUGGUACUUCGGAGAAAUGGGCGUCUGACUGAGCAGAACAAAUCGUCAGUGCCUGGAGCAAAACGGAAAAAAAGCAGAAACAAGCAGACAUUUAGUCUUCAGAGGUGGAAAAGGAAAGAAGAAAGAUUUUUUUUUCCAAAAAUCAGUUUGUGGAUUCCAGUAGUAUUUAUGUUGAAAGAAGCAAAUUUUAGUCCUUCCAACUGUGGAUAUUUGUGAAAACUCCUCACUACCAUCCAAGUAUCAGAAGAGCUCUCUCGUUAGCACUUACUGUUUGCAAGAACAAGCCCAUCCUUUUAUCCUCUUAUGACAAGUGAUGCGUGAUGGCGGGGGAAGUCAUCUGAUCUGGAAAAUGAGUGUUUGGCGGUAGUGGCUUCUGCAAAAAUUCUUAUUGGUGUUAAAAACUGGAAAAAAAUAAUUCAUCCAGAAUUCAUACUGUCUUGAUAAAAACUAUGGUUCUUUUUUUUAGAUAUUGUGAAAAAUGGAUUUUGGGGGGGCAUUUUUCUCUGAUUUUAUUUUUUUCUUCCCUUCCCCUUCCCUUUUUCUAAGAGAGAGAGAGAGAGAGAGAAAGAGAGGGAGGGAGAGGGAGAGGGGAGAGAGAAAGAGAGAGAGAAAGAGAAAGAAAGAGAGAGAGAAAGAGAGAGAGAGAAAAGAGGAGAGGAGAAACAAAUCCAGAAAAUACAUAAAACAAAAAGAAGAGAAAGGAAAUUUUAUUAUUAUUGCUAUGUGAAAAAAAAUCCCAGUCCAGGUGGCCCGGCUGUUUGCACCUGCCUUGUUGCCUGCAUAGGAGCCGGUCCUGUCCCUUCUGAUUAGCCCCUCUUCCAAAGGGGAGACUUCCAAAUGUUAACUUUUUUCUUUUUGAAAAUAUAAAUAAUUACUAUUUUGUA